Molecule: messenger RNA, 1542 nt
Organism: Didymosphaeria variabile
Lineage: Eukaryota; Fungi; Ascomycota; Dothideomycetes; Pleosporales; Didymosphaeriaceae
Exons: 5
Coding region: 1-1542 (513 amino acids)
Biological process (GO): transmembrane transport
Molecular function (GO): transmembrane transporter activity
Source: RefSeq, a predicted model, not a curated record
AUGUCAAUCUUCCCGUAUGCGUACUACAUGGUCAAAGACUUCAAGAUUACGGACGAUGAGAGCAAGGUUUCGAUGUAUGUCGGCAUGAUCACUUCGGCCUUCGCAUUCAUGGAGUGCAUGAGUGGCAUUUUCUGGGGACGGCUCAGCGAUCGGAUCGGGCGCAAAAAGGUUCUCCUCGGCGGGCUGUUCGGAACCGGCCUGAGCAUGCUGCUGUUCGGCUUCGCACAAUCGCUGCCCGUUGCUCUGUUUGCGCGCGCACUGGGUGGAGCGCUCAAUGGGAACAUCGGCGUUCUUCAGACUACCGUUGCGGAAUUGGUAACUGUGGAGAAGCACCAGCCGCGCGCGUAUUCGAUCAUGCCCUCUGUUUGGUGCCUUGGCACCAUCGUCGGCGCGUCGCUCGGCGGAAUUCUCGCCCGCCCCGCGCUGUCUCUCCCUGCCUGGUUCCAGGGCACCGUUUUCGAGACGUUUCCGUAUCUGCUUCCGAACCUUGUUUGCACAGCAGUAGUUGCGUUUGGACUUAGCGUGGGUUUCCUUUUUCUUGAGGAAACACACGAGGAUCGCAAAUACGACCAUGACCGCGGUACCGAACUUGGCCAGUGGAUUCUCCGCAAAGUGUGGGGACAACCCGCAUACGAGCCCUUGAGCGACAAGGAUGCACCUUUGGACGAGAUGAGCGCCAUGUUGGGAGGUGACGACGCAGCGGCGUACAGGAGCAAUACCACCUCACCGACCUUGUGCAGCUCGCGAUCAUCCAUUUCUGAGCCGCCCCUAUUUUCGUUGGAGAAGGAAGUUGUACGAGCGCCAACUGUCCGCGAUGCGUUUACGAUGCAAACAUGCUUGAACAUUGUGUGCUACGGCAUACUCGCAUUUCACACGAUAUCGUUGGAGCAGCUCCUCCCGAUCCUCAUGUCCAGAGACGAAUCAAGAGGAGAGGACCGCAACCUACCGUUCUACUUCACUGGUGGUUUCCACUUGUCGACUCAGACAAAUGGCCUUAUUCUCAGUAUCCAAGGUGUCCUGCAGAUGUUCGCCCAGCUCGUCAUUUUCCCUUGGAUUAGCAAGAAGCUUGGGAACCUACGGACAUUCUGGCUGACCAUCGCACUUUACCCAUUUCUCUACAUCAUGGCACCCUACCUCGCGCUCUUACCGAAGAGUUUGCGCAUUCCCGGCAUCGUGUUGCUCCUUGUGUGGAAAGUGACGGCUCAAGCACUCUCCUACCCGUCCCUGGCCAUCAUGCUGGCCAACGCAUCCCCAUCCAGGAAGGUGCUCGGUACCCUGAACGGUGCUGCAGCUGCUUCUGCAAGCGUCAUGAGGGGCUUUGGUCCUACGGUCUCAGGCGCCGUCGACUCGGUCGGUGUGCAGAUCGGCAUGUCGGGUUUGGCAUGGUGGACCAUCGCAGGUGUUGCCAUCAUCGGCUGGGCACCUGGAUUUGCAAUGCAAGAGAAGCGCAAGAUCACCGAAGACGAAGAAGCUGGUUCAGACACCGAUUCCGUUCUCACCCUCGCACUGGACGGAGAGGCUGGCGUACGGCUUCCCAAGUAA